Messenger RNA from Alosa alosa (allis shad), 3108 nucleotides. It is a transcript of the gene icam5, whose product is annotated as intercellular adhesion molecule 5. Gene Ontology annotation, biological process: cell adhesion. Gene Ontology annotation, molecular function: integrin binding. Bases 199 to 3108 code for a protein of 969 amino acids. The transcript is spliced from 12 exons. The record is from RefSeq and is a predicted model, not a curated record. Lineage: Eukaryota; Metazoa; Chordata; Actinopteri; Clupeiformes; Clupeidae.
CAGGACUUCCUCUUUGGUUUCUUCAUAUUUCCGUAGCCGCCAAAGCCAUGCUCUCACCGUCUGAUCACUGAGAGAUCGAAAAGGAGAUUUGGAUUCAGAAUACAAUUGGGUUUAUGCUGAAACUACUACGGAGGUUCCAAGGGCUAAGAGUCUCUUAUUAACCUACCCAUAGGCCCUUAGGCAUCUCUGAACUUCAGUAUGUCUCUUCAGCACAUGGACCUUUGGAUCAUCUUUCUGUUUGCCAGUGCAGUGGCCAGUGACAGGUGCCCUCCUGCAUCUCUGCAGCUGCAUCCAUCUGAACUGGUGGUGGAAUAUGGGGGAUCACUCGAAGUUAACUGCACAUCUCUUAAUAACAGUGCAGUAAAAUGGCAGAUACGUCCAGAUCUCAAUGACUUGAUGGAGCCCUAUGACCUAUGGAACACACGGUGGACAGUAGAAAACCUGCAAGAAUGGGACAUAGAAGCACAAUGCAUUCUAAUUCUGAAUAAUAGUCUGACUGAUGAUCUGAUUAUGAUUGAUGAUCUGACUGAUAAUCUGACUGAUUUUCAGUGCUAUGAAAACCUAUCUUUAACAGUCUACAAGGCUCCUGAAAAUGUAUCCAUCACUCUUGUGAACCACACCGAGGUAAUGGGUGAUGGCAGACAAUAUGAACUCCAGUGUGACGUCUUGGAUGUUGCUCCAGUUCAGAACCUAACUGUACGAUGGUACAGAGAAAAUGUCACUGUGAAUGAAUCUCGAUUCACGGAUACUGAGAGGGGUCCACGUAAUGUAUCGGCUUCCCUCCUGAUCUCUCCAACCCGAGAGGACGAUGGAGUUCUGUACCGGUGUGAAGCAGAGCUAGAUCUGGGACCACUGGGACCAAACCCACCUCUUACACGCUCAUUUGAUCAGCUACACAUCACUGUGAAAAAGGAUUUGUCUCUGUGGACUGAUGCAGAAAGGACUGCCGUGGCAACAAUGCCAACGUCAGCGAUCACAACCACCGCCACUGUAACCACAGGCACAACUGGGGUCCCAACAUCAACUCCUCUACCAGACAUCCUGUCAAACAUCGAUAUUGUGGCGGUUUCUCCUGGGGCGAUGGCUGUGGGCAAAAAUUACACCCUGUCAUGCCACAUCGAAAUCCCCCAAACUGUUGGCAAUGUCACCGUGAAGAUGUAUAUAGGACAGGUUCUGCUGAACACAGAAAUAAUAGAGAACUGGGGGGAUAGAAAUAUAACCAGUGAUUUCCUGUACACAGCCCUUAUAAAACAUAAUGGGGAAAAAUACCAGUGUGUUGUAGAAUUCCAGCAACCAGGAAAGGAGUCUUUUCUUGAACACAAAUCAAACACCCUCAACAUUGAUGUGUACAGUGGCUGUCCAGUUGCAAUCAAUCCCUCUACUCUGGUGGUGAGGUAUGGAGGUCCUGCUUCAUCCACCUGUCGUUCAAGUUCACCCAUCGGCGGCAUGGGCUGGGAGUCCCCUGUGGGGGCUGUGGGUAUGGAGGAGGGAGUCACUGAGCUCAACUGGACGGUGAAGGAGCUGAGAGAGUGGACAAGCCUCACUGUAAAAUGGUUUAAACAAGUACCUGUUGAUGGAAGCACUGUUCCACUGCCGGAUGAUGAACGACACCAGAGCAGCAUCAGUAUUGGUCCUCAAAAUCUUACCAGCGACUACAUGAUUACUCCUCAUAUAUCAGAUAAUGGAACACAAUAUUGGUGUGAGGCAGAGCUGGACUUAGGGCCAGGAGGACCCCCUAAACUGACUUCAGCCCCACUCACCAUCAUCGUGUACAGUGGCUGUCCGAUUGACAUCAGUCCUUCCACUCUGGUGGUGAGGUAUGGAGAUUCAGCUUCAGCUGACUGCCGUGCAUUAAUACCUCACAACGGAAUUGGCUGGAAUUCUACUCUUGGACCUGUAAGCAAAGUGAGGGAUAUCCAACAUGUCACCUGGAACGUGGAGAGCCUGACAGAGUGGUCAGUGAAGCCCAAGUGUGUCAUUGACACUGAUGAUGAGCAGUGUGGUCAAGACCUCAAUGUUUCUGUUUAUUCUAUUCCAGAUGUUAUCACUCUAACAGCGAAUAUUGCUGGAGCAAUGGCUGAAGGCAAGACCUACAGCCUUUUUUGCCACAUUGAAAACAUUGCUCCUGUUCAGAACCUCACUGUAAAGUGGUUCAAACGACACACUGUUUAUGGAAGCACUGUUGAAAGGAUGUUGAUGGAUGACCCAAAACACCAGAGCAUCAGCAGUAUUAGUUCACAAAAUAUUACCAGUGACCUCCUGAUUGCUCCUCAUAUAUCAGAUAAUGGAGCACAAUAUUGGUGUGAGGCAGAGCUGGACUUAGGGCCAGGAGGACCCCCUAAACUGACUUCAGCCCCACUCACCAUCAUCGUGUACAGUGGCUGUCCGAUUGACAUCAGUCCUUCCCCUCUGGUGGUGAGGUAUGGAGAUUCAGCUUCAGCUGACUGCCGUGCAUUAAUACCUCACAACGGAAUUGGCUGGAAUUCUACUCUUGGACCUGUAAGCAAAGUGAGGGAUAUCCAACAUGUCACCUGGAACGUGGAGAGCCUGACAGAGUGGUCAGUGAAGCCCAAGUGUGUCAUUGACACUGAUGAUGGGCAGUGUUCAAAACUGCUCAAUGUCAUUGUUUACCAGAUGCCCAGCAGUAUAACCCUGACAACAAAUCAUACUGGCAAAAUGACUGCUGGCAAAGAUUACAUCUUUACUUGCCACAUUCAAAACGUUGCUCCUGCUCAGAACCUAAUCGUGAUGUGGUUCAAAGGACAGACUCUGCUGAACGAACCGCACAAAUAUCAGGGCACCGGUGAGGGUCCCCAAAACUUGACCUUUGACCUUCGUAUUCAACCCACUGCAUCUGAUGAUGGAGCACAGUACAGGUGUAAGGCACAGCUGGAUCUUGGCCCUGCCUUGCUUGAAGUCGAAUCAAACCAUCGUGUCAUUAACAUACCUGCUGACUGGACAACCACUAUUAUAAUAAUCUUUCUCAUCUUUGUUCUGAUUAUAUUGGUCCUGAUACUUGCAUUUCGAUACUUAAAAAGUAAACAGGGGAAUUACAGCGUUGUGCAGACCCAUAUCCCUCUGACUGAAACUCCCAAUGGAAAUGCAUGA